CCCGGCAGUACCAGUCCGAGCCUCCACUCACUAAGACGCCAGGCAGAAAUGCAACCUGCUAAUUGCAAGCUCGAAUGAUGACUGAAUCGCUGAUUUAUUCCGAAACUUAAGUGAUCCGUGUACGACUGUGAUAUAUCAUAACUUUUCUUUAAAAUAAUUCAAAGUUGAACUUAAGAAAAUGAAUGAAACAGUGACAGAUACUUGGAUGUGGCUUCGGGAUGUGAUGGGAUCGUGGCUCGAAGACUCUGGUGCGGAAGAGCAUCAGGGCCUGAAUAUGAGCGCGCUGAAAAUUGACGAAGCUUACAUCGUAGGAGUUUCGGACCGGGAUGUCGGCGUCUAUUCAGUUUCAGAUGAUUGUUUUCGGUGCCCAUUCGAGCUUCAGAAAAAUAUAUCAGCAGGAUCAAGAGGUUGGUGGGUUGUGAAUACUGCAAGGCGUUCAACAUUGAGGGUGUAUGAAGACGUCACAGAAGAAUACAUGACUGUUAGAAAUACUUCAGGUUUACUAUGUCAGUUGAGACCGAACCUGGGACAAUUCGGCGUGUACACACUGAACGCGACCGGCGGGGGCUGCGACAUACGGACCUCCAAGGAACCUGUCGAUAUUUAUAUGCCUCUACUCCUCCUGCUGGGAGUGCUGAUUGGGGCAUGGGUGCUAUACGGAGUGCUGAAGCUCAUCAUGUCCAGAGUGAGGCGUUCAGCCAAACUGCGCUAUGGAGACAAGGAGCUAGCUAUACAACAGAGACUACGAGCUUUGGACACAUUCAGAGGGAUUGCAAUAGUGUUCAUGAUAUUCGUAAACGACGGAGCCGGCGGGUAUUGGUGGAUGGAGCACGCCACUUGGAACGGCUUAGCUGCGGGAGACCUGGUCUUCCCGGCCUUCCUGUGGAUCAUGGGGGUCUGCAUCCCACUCUCGGUCAAAAGCGCCUUCGCUAAAGGCGUGCCGAGGUGGAAGAUUGUUCUACAUAUUAUCAGGCGUUCAUUCAUGAUGUUCCUGCUGGGCAUAAGCAUGAACACAAUCUACGGGUCGAACAUGCUCGGCGAGCUGCGAAUAUUCGGCGUGCUGCAGCGGCUGGCUGUGUCGUACCUCGUCGCUGCCGGCUUCUACGCCCUCACCGCGCCCAAGUAUUAUACGCCGCCGAGGGGUGCAUGUGGCCAAGCUCUGAAAGAUGUUCUGUCGUGCGCGUGGUGCUGGGUGCUGGCCGGCGUGCUGAUCGCGGUGCACAGCGCCAUCACCUUCAUCAUACACGACCCUGACUGUCCCACCGGAUACUUAGGUCCUGGCGGUAAACAUGACGAGUGGGUGGCGCCGGAGUGCAGCGGCGGGGCGUCGGGCUACAUCGACCGCCUGCUGCUGGGCGAGAGUCAUCUCUAUCAACACAGUGACGCAAGAAACGUUUACGGUGGACCACCGACGGACCCAGAGGGAUUGUUAGGUUGCCUGACCUCAGCAGUGCAAGCUCUGUUGGGCGUGCAAGCAGGAGCGACAGUGUUGCUGCAGCGGUCACACAAGGCGCGCGUGUCCCGCUGGCUGGCCUGGGCCCUCGUCUUCGCGCUGGCUGGGGCCUUACUCGCUGGCUUCUCGAGGGAGCAUGGCGUGGUGCCUAUUAACAAGAACCUUUGGUCCAUGUCUUUCGUUCUAGUAACAACAGCGGUUUGCCUGGCGCUACUCAGCAUCUGCUACACAUUCACGGACGCGUGGCGCCUGUGGGACGGAGGACCCUUCAGGGCUCCAGGGCUCAACGCUAUCGCGCUGUACAUCGGCCACUCCGUGUGCGCACAUCUAUUCCCCUUCCACUGGAGAGUGCCAGAUAUGAGGACGCACGGGAUACGCCUGGUCGAAGCGGUGUGGGGAACAGCGUUGUGGGUUAUUAUUGCUCAUAUUAUGGCGAAGAAGAAAGUUUUUAUCUCACUCUGAGUUAUAGUUAUCCCGGGUGAGAGCGGGGCUGUUGGCGUGAAUAGUAAACUCUUGAGAUAUUUAAGAAAUUGCAAGAAAGACGCUCGGGUGUCUCCUGAUCAACAGCGAAUGCCAAAGGGCAUUGGACAAAAUGAGCAAACAGACGCGCCCGCUCCUCGCUCCACUGUCAGAUGGACCACAGCCUUAUAACUUCUGUUGCUUUAAUACUGAGUAACCACGCGCGUACAUACUACAUGUUUUGAACUAUUCAAGGUUUCUUUAUUAUGUUGUGGGUACAGUGACUGUAUAAGUUAAUACAUUCAUACAUGUUUUAAAGUGGGGAUGGCAACGUUAUUUACAAUGUAGCAUUGCUAAAUUAUAAAGCUUGCUCGCCGAGCAUGUAUGUACUUGCGUCGGGACCCAGCCAAACACUGCCAGGAUAAGGUGCUACUAUUCGUCCAAGAUUUUAAUGUCCUAAACUAAUCCUGUUGGCGUCUAUUUAAGGGGAUUUGACAUUUAAUUGUGGCAUAUCCAAAUUAUCUAAUUCGUAAGUUAGCUGGUGCUCUUAUUUUGGUGCCUUAGUUUAGUACAACGGCUUACAAAGUUAUUUAAAACUUUUAAAGUCAUUCACAGUAGAGCAAUACAAAACUGCGUGACUUAAAAAUUGCAUAACUGUUUUGUAAUGUCUAUGUAUAUAAUAUUUUUUACUGUACGAAAUAUACAAUUAAUUUGAAAUGACGUGAUUUGAGGAAAAAAUGUAAGUAUUGUCCUAAUUUCAUUUUUAAAAAUUGCAACACGAAAUUUAGCUGUUAAAUGUGACUCUUCGGAAGACAGAGACGACAAAAUGUGUAAUUUUAGUUCUAUGUUGUUGGGUUGACAUUGUAGAUAUUUACAAGUUUUAGAUUUUAAUUUAAAAGAAAAAGUAUUUUUAAAUUAAUCACAAAAUGACAACCCUAGUUUAGAUUUUUAACUAUAAAAAUAUAUAUACAAUAGAGUAUAUAUUGCGACACACACAGUAAAUAAUUUUACACAAAAAAAGACUGAAAGUUAUUAAAAAAAGUCGACCUAAUUAAGUCUAAGAAAAAAAAAUUAUAACUAGCGAAAUGCAACUUUUGUGCAAAAUACGUAAAUUGCUUAUUUAUAAAUCUUCUACAAUAAUUAUUAUUAUUGUAUUGGUAAAGAUCUAGUCUAAAUUAAAUAUUUUAUACUUUUCAACUAUAAAUUUAUUAUACUUAAUUUGUAGAAUGUAAAAAUAUUAAAG
This is a messenger RNA of Maniola jurtina (meadow brown), 3155 nucleotides long. It is a transcript of the gene Hgsnat, whose product is annotated as heparan-alpha-glucosaminide N-acetyltransferase. The record is from RefSeq and is a predicted model, not a curated record. NCBI's taxonomy places the organism in Eukaryota, Metazoa, Arthropoda, Insecta, Lepidoptera, Nymphalidae. The coding region runs from base 179 to 1915 and encodes 578 amino acids. The transcript has 10 exons.